This is a messenger RNA of Geodia barretti, 630 nucleotides long. NCBI's taxonomy places the organism in Eukaryota, Metazoa, Porifera, Demospongiae, Tetractinellida, Geodiidae. The record is from the annotation of a GenBank genome assembly.
AUGCGCAUCAACGGGCACGCGGGGCUCGCCUGCAAGACCCAGGCUGUUGCUGUUCUCCAGGAAGGGGACGUCAUCGAAGUUGAGCCGGCUGGCAACAUGCCGGUGAUCAAGGAUCUGGUGGUCAACUUCGACCUCUUCUGGGACAAAAUCAUGGAGAUAGAUCCCUAUCUUCAGCCGCAGGGACCGGAACCGGAGCAGGAGUACGUCGUCUCCAACGAGUCGAUGCUGCACCUGUCCAGCGUUACCGCCUGCAUCAUGUGCGGGGCCUGCGUGUCUGACUGCACGGUGCUUGAGAUCGAUCCGUCCUUCCUGGGCCCGGCUGCACUGGCCAAGGCCUACCGGUUCACCGCCGACCCCCGCGACGGCGACGAUGAGGGCGUAUCCAAGGAACGGCUGGAGCAGUUGAACGCGCCCUCGGGCAUAUGGGAUUGCACCCGGUGUCUCGAAUGCGUACAGGCCUGCCCCAAGGGCGUGGCCCCCAUGGAGCGCAUUAUGGCCAUGCGCGACCAGGCCAUUGCGGCGGGUUUCCACAACACCAACGGCGCCCGGCACACCGAGGCUUCUCCGAGUCGGUCGAGCAGUCUGGCACUCUUGAUGAACUCAAGCUCGUGCCCAAAUCGCUGGGAAUGA